Molecule: messenger RNA, 1392 nt
Organism: Paramecium tetraurelia
Lineage: Eukaryota; Ciliophora; Oligohymenophorea; Peniculida; Parameciidae
Exons: 5
Biological process (GO): endocytosis; signal transduction; peptidyl-serine phosphorylation
Cellular component (GO): cytoplasm; nucleus
Molecular function (GO): protein serine/threonine kinase activity; ATP binding
Source: RefSeq, a predicted model, not a curated record
AUGAACCUACAGCAGUAAUCUAAAACCAAAGUGUUUAACAACUAGUAUUCCAUCAUCAAAAAGCUAUCAUCUGGUUCAUUUGGAGUGGUGUUUCUUGGUUAGGACAUAAUCUCCAAACAGGAAGUGGCUAUAAAGGUCGAAAAGGAAGAGAAUGAAGAAGUUAAAUCUUUGGAAAGAGAAGUGCAGAUUUUGAAGAUACUAGAUGGACUGGAGGGAUUUCCUAAAUUUUAUUGGUCAGGGGAAGAUCUCGGGUACAACAUCCUAGUUAUUUAAUUGUUGGGCAAAGAUUUGGCUUUCCAUUUCAAAUAACUCAAGAAAUUCAACUUGAAAUCCGUCCUAACCAUUGGAAUACAGGCUGUAAGUCUAUUAGAGAGAGCUCAUUUAAAUGGAGUAAUACAUAGAGAUUUAAAACCUGAGAAUAUGAUAUUGGGAUUGGGGAAUGAAAUUUCCAAGUUACACCUGAUUGAUUUUGGGAUCAGCAAAGUCUAUAGAGAUGCAAAUGGAAAACAUAUCCCUUUUAAGGAGUAAAAGUCUUUUUUAGGAACUACUCGAUAUGCAUCAAUACAGGCUCAUUUGGGUCAUGAAUUAGGAAGAAAAGAUGAUUUGGAGUCCUUGAUGUACAUUUUACUUUACUUUUUGCGUGGAUAGUUACCUUGGUAGAACAUGGGUAAUGUGACAGAUGAGGAAAGAACUAAAAAGGUAGGGGAAUUAAAGCUAUCACUUGAAGAUGAAUUGUUCAGAGAUUAAAUUCCAGAGUUUUAGAAGAUUUAUAAUGCAAUUAGAAGAUUGCAAUUUAAAUAAGAACCCAAUUAUAAGAUGAUUAUACAAGAACUCAGAAAGGCAGCAGAAUCUUCAAAUAUUGUUCUUGAUGGAAAUUAUGAAUGGUCGGAAAUAAGAUAGUCCACUCAUUUUUAAACAGAUACAAAUUAGAAUUUAAGUAAAUAGAAUAUUUAGUUCAACAAUUCAAAUGAAAUGAAAAAAUCUAUUGAAAAAUAACUAUCAGGGGCUAUUUAACAUGGGUAAGAGUAUUAAUUAAUCUUGAGCUCUUAAAACUUUUUGGCUCCCCCUCCAUUGUCUUCUAGACAUAAUUCUAUUUAAAGGGAUGAUGCUAGAAAGAAUAGUAAUUUAACUUAGCAGAGCAGCAUAGGAAAUUACUGUCAAUCAUUGAAUCCAAAUUACUAGUUAUCCAUUUGUGAUGAUAAGAGUGGAAGCAAACAAGAUUUUUUCUAAAAUAAAUAGUUAAGUUUUGAUGAUGAAAAGAUUUCAAAUUUUGACAGCUGUGAAAUUAUAGAGAAUGGAGACCUGUAGCAACCUUUAGUAUAAAAGUAUGAAAAAUUGAGAAAAGGAAUUAAAAUUAAUCUCAUAUAAAGUUUGAAAAAGCAAAUGAAAUGA